Peniophora sp. CBMAI 1063 is the source of this 1548-nucleotide messenger RNA. Lineage: Eukaryota; Fungi; Basidiomycota; Agaricomycetes; Russulales; Peniophoraceae. The record is from the annotation of a GenBank genome assembly.
AUGAGCAAUCCCGACGGUCGCAUCUCUACGCCUUGGCUACUGAGUGAAAUAACCUCCCGACUUGAAGCCGCGGAGCGAGCUGCACGCGAGCAUCAAGAAGCACGAGAACGCGCCGAGGCUAUGCUCGCUGCGGUAGAGUUGCAUGAGAAGGCAGACAUCAUCGCAGACGCGCAGAAAGCGAUGGAGGAAGCGGAGAGGAGAUUCGAGGAGCAGAUUGCGAACUUAUGUGACCAGGUCGAAAAGGCAAAGGACAAUGCUGCGAAGGCAAGGACCGACUGCCACAAGACCGAGCACUUACUACAAGAAUGGAUUGAUAAGUCUAAAGCGGACAACCAAAAACGUCUGCGUGCGGAGAACGUGCUUGCUAAACUCCAGGCCGAACACGCCGCGCAGCAAGAUCUAAUCUCGACACUCGAACGCAGCGUUGCAAGUAGUCUUGACCGCAUCAAGACUCUGGAGAAUGAUCUGGCGUCGGCUCAGGCGCAAACCAGUACUCAAAGUGGCGACGGCGACGCGACCUUGGAUGUCCCUCUUGCUCGUGGAGCGAACCAGGCUCAACACGGCGCGACGUCUGACCAGGGUGAUCCAAGGGCUGGGAGGAAUGCAAAGAGGCCAGUGAAUGGAGACGGCCAUGAAGAAUCGACGGUAGCAAGCCAGCCAGCCAAGCGCGCUAAGACAUCUACGCGAGCGGAUACAGCGCAAGUCACCCUGUCAAAUGAAGCAGAGCAUGCGCACGAUCGACAUUCUUCGCCGCCAAUGGAUCAAGUACAAUCGCUUGCUCGGCGAGCGUCCGGCCUCGCCGCAACCAUCACUCCUCGGUCCACUAAGCUCAGUAUCAAGAACUAUGUCACUGGCCCUACUCGGACGAUCUGGGACAACCACUGCAAAGUUGGCCUACGACCUUUCAUACAUAAAGGGCGCGCAUAUGAGGUGGGGGAUGUCGUCAUGGUGAAGAACCCUUACCGUUCGUGGUCUUGCAGGGGGCGACCCUUCAAUAGCCCAGGUGCCAUGCCCGAUAGGUUGAUCGGUGUACUAUGCGACUAUACCAUGUACAUUGAGGUCGACAGCGAGAAAAAGCCAACAUCAUCGUUAGAAUUGGGAAAGGAUGUCGUGACAUAUUUUCGUGUAGCGUACUUAACAACGCCGUACGACAUAGCAGAUCCCCAAAACGAAGGGACUGAAGAGUUCGAGAGUCUCGAUUCGCUCGUCGAUAAUCUCCAAGCUCUCGUUAGGAACCCUCGAGACGCCACAGGUGGUCUAACUCUUGGCUUCGGGCGUUACGCGCGUUACGAGUCCUUCGCUAUUUGCUCGGACGCUACAGUGAUAUUUGAUAAUGUGCUUCUCGGCCAUGUCGAUCCGCUCGACGUUGGAACAGGCCCCAGUUCGAAGCGCCCCAUUGUCGUCAAUUGGUCUGGCCCCGCCCUGAUAGAAUUUAUCUCGGAGAGGUAUGAUAAGAACAGAGGACGUUUAGGUUCGCCGUGCACAGCUUUAGUGAAGAGAUCCGGUGUCCCGGAUGGUGUGCUCCCGGACGGUUGGGUGGACGAAUAG